Messenger RNA from Oncorhynchus kisutch (coho salmon), 3015 nucleotides. Its product is annotated as ATPase family AAA domain-containing protein 3. Gene Ontology annotation, cellular component: mitochondrion. The record is from RefSeq and is a predicted model, not a curated record. Gene Ontology annotation, molecular function: zinc ion binding; ATP binding; ATP hydrolysis activity. The transcript is spliced from 16 exons. Gene Ontology annotation, biological process: mitochondrion organization. The coding region runs from base 155 to 2851 and encodes 898 amino acids. Lineage: Eukaryota; Metazoa; Chordata; Actinopteri; Salmoniformes; Salmonidae.
ACCACACGUCGCGCUUGCUUGGAAGAGUCUACCCGACACACAUGGAGCUAUAGUGGUGUUUAGGGUCCUGUGUAUAAUAGUGGCGGCAGAAGAAACUGGACCCUUCAGUCCACUGCAGCACGGGGAGUUAGAAGACGAAUCCAUUUGAGUAAUCAUGUCGUGGCUCUUCGGCUGGGGAAGGGGGCCCAGCAAACCCCCGACAGAUGAAGCAGAGACCCCUGAAGGAGAAGGGGGAUCUUCUGAUAAAUCGUUCGGAGAGAAGCCCAAGGACAAAUGGAGUAACUUCGACCCGACCGGGCUUGAACGAGCAGCAAAAUCUGCGAGGGAACUUGACAGAUCACGCCAUGCGAAAGAGGCGCUUGAUCUGGCUCGCAUGCAGGAGCAAUCGGUACAGCUGGAGCAUCAGAGUAAAGUGAAGGAACAUGAAGCAGCCUUGGAGCAGCUGAAGGGGGAACAGAUCCGUCUCCAGGCCGAGGAAAGGCGGAAAACACUGACAGAGGAGACCAAGCAAAAUCAAGCGAGGGCACAGUAUCAAGACAAACUUGCCAGACAGAGAUAUGAUGAUCAAGUCAGGCAGCAGCAAGCCCUCAAUGAGGAGAACUUGCGCAAGCAAGAGGAAUCAGUAACAAAGCAGGAGGCUAUGCGAAAAGCCACUAUUGAACAUGAAAUGGCUUUGCGGCACAAGAACGAAUUGCUUCGUGUAGAGGCAGAGUCUGCAGCUCGUGCCAAGGUAGAGCGGGAGAAUGCGGACCUCAUCCGUGAACAGAUCCGCCUUAAAGCAGCCGAACACAGGCAGACGGUCCUGGAAUCCAUCAGGACUGCAGGAGCAGUCUUUGGGGAAGGGUUCCAUGCCUUUGUGUCCGACUGGGAUAAACUCACUGCCACGGUGGCUGGGUUCACACUGCUGGCAGUGGGGGUGUAUUCAGCGCGGAACGCCACCGGGGUGAUUGGGCGCUACAUAGAGGCUCGUCUGGGAAAGCCUUCGCUGGUUCGAGAGACCUCCAGAAUCACUGUUGCCGAGGCCAUCAAACACCCUGUUAAGACAACGAAGCGUCUGAGAAGUAGACCACAGGAUGCUCUGGAGGGAGUAGUUCUUAGUCCAUCCCUGGAGGAGCGUGUGCGGGACAUUGCCAUUGCGACUCGUAACACUCGACAGAAUAAGGGGCUCUAUAGAAACAUCCUUAUGUAUGGACCCCCUGGGACUGGCAAGACCCUCUUUGCCAAGAAACUGGCCCUCCAUUCUGGGAUGGAUUAUGCCAUCAUGACAGGUGGAGAUGUAGCCCCUAUGGGCCGUGACGGCGUGACGGCCAUGCACAAGGUCUUUGACUGGGCCAGUACAAGCCAGCGCGGCCUCCUGCUUUUUGUAGAUGAAGCAGAUGCAUUCCUACGCAAGAGAUCCACAGAGACAAUCAGUGAGGACCUCAGAUCCACCCUUAACGCAUUCCUUUAUCGCACUGGCGAGCAGAGCAACAAGUUUAUGCUAGUGUUGGCCAGUAACCAGCCUGAGCAGUUUGACUGGGCCAUCAACGACCGUAUUGAUGAGAUUGUAAACUUUGCCUUGCCUGGGCUGGAGGAGAGGGAGAGACUGGUGCGCCUGUACUUUGACAGAUUUGUACUGGAGCCUGCCACAUUAGGGAGACAGAGAAUGAAGUUGGCCCAGUUUGACUAUGGCCAGAAGUGUUCGAACAUUGCAAUUCGUGCAGAGGGCAUGUCGGGCCGUGAGAUCUCUAAACUGGGUGUGGCCUGGCAGGCUGCUGCAUACUCCUCAGAAGACGGCGUCUUGACAGAAGCUAUGAUCGAUGCACGUGUUGACGACGCUGUCCAUCAGCAUGCGCAAAAAAUGGACUGGCUCCACAUGGAAAGGGGCGCGGAAAGUGCAGGUAAGCACGGGGUGGUGGUGCCAAAGGAGGCGGCAGCAGCGAGUGUAAUAGGAUUCACACUGGUGCAAGAGGCUGUACCACAGGCCCUGGAUUCAGUCCCCACCAUCCAAGUGGUGCUCCCUGUCAUGGAGGCCAUCAUCUCGAACGCUCAGGCCGCAGCGGAAGCUGAGCCAGUGAAGGUUAACGAGGCAGCUGCCAUUAUUGAGGAGGCAGUUACCCUAGUUAACGAGGCAGAGGGUGUUACCCCCAUUGUCACUGAGACUGUUGCAGCAUUUCCAGCACUCAAGGAGGCAGAAGUGGUGGAGGAUCCUGUGGAAACUGCUACUGCUAUACCAUUGGUGCAGGAGGUAGAAAUAAUCAAGGAUGUGCCCGAAAAGGCUACAGCAUCUCUUGUUCCAGAGACUGUAGCAGUGCCUAAGGUAGAGGUCUAUGUGACAGCAGAGGUGUCUGUACCCAAGGACACAGAAGCAGAGGUACUUGUAGACACAGCCCCUAUCAUUAAAGAAGAACCAGCUCCAACUAAAACCACCCAAGAGUUGGAUGCUGCAGAAGCAGUCAAGUAUUCAGAAGCCAUUGUAGUAGAGUCGGAGGCCACAGCAGUUCCUGUUGCCCAGGAGACAGAGGCCGCGGCCACCCCCGUUGUCGCGGGGGCUGCGGCCACCCCCGUUGUCGCGGAGGCCUCUGAUUCUGAAACUAAGACCACAGCAACCUCUGUUGCCCAGGAAACUGAGACCCCUGUAACCAAGGAGACAGAGGCCACAGUAACCCAUGUAGCCCAGAACACAGAGGCCACUACAGCAAAGGUUGACACAGAAACUGCAGCUGAGGUCCCUGCAACGGUUGUGGCCAAGGAAUCUGAGGCGACUGAAACUACAGUUGCCAAGGAAGCAGUGGACCCUGAAAUCCCUGUCACCCCCGAGGCAGAUGCUAGUAAAGUUAAAACACCUCAAGUAAAGGACCAGGAAGGUUGACGACUUAACCAAACCAAAAGACCCUCCUAAAAAAAUUGAAUAAAUGGUGAUGCUACUGAAACACUUUGGUAGGGAGCAAGUAGGUUAAAUAUUUUGAAGCAAAAAUAUGUACUGUACUGAAUAAUGGGUAUUUUGUCGUGAUUAAACGGCUAUUGAUCAUUCUA